AACCAUUGAGAGUCUAAUUUCUCAAAUCAAAACUUACUGCUCUCUUCUCAUCUCACUCUCCCAUCACACUCUCUCGUUUUUCAUCUGCGCAGCACUGAGAGCACCGAUCGACCUUCGCAAUCGACUCUCUCUCUUCUUCAACUCUCAGUAAGAAAAGCCAGUUUCUGCAGACGACGGAGGAGACAAUGGAGAAACACGAGAAGACGAACAAAAUGGGAAUAGUGGAUAAGUGGUUGAAGAAGCACAGUGUGGCUUACAGUGGAGCCACCAGACACCCUUUCAUCCACUCCAUCCGCCAUGGCACCGUUGACCUCUCUUCCUUCAAGCGCUGGCUGGGACAAGAUUAUGUAUUUGUUAGGGCAUCUGUGCCUUUUGUGGCAAGUGUGUUGUUGAAAGCUUGGAAGGAGUCGGAUGAUAGUUCUGAUGUGGAAGUUAUACUGGGUGGUGUGGCUGCCUUCAAUGAUGAGCUUGCCUGGUUCAAGAAAGAAGCAUCCAAGUGGGAUGUUUCGCUAUCCGACGUUGUUCCUCUCAAUGCAAAUCUUCGUUACUGCAGCUUUCUGGAGAGCCUGAUGAGCUCUGACAUUGAAUAUACUGUGGCCAUCACGGCAUUUUGGGCCUGUGAAACUGUCUACCAAGAUAGUUUUGCUCACUGUUUGGAAGACAACUCUAACACUCCAGAAGAGCUAAGGGAAACCUGUGAAAGAUGGGGCAAUGAUGGUUUCGGUCAGUAUUGUCUUUCUCUCCGAGAAAUAGCUAAUCGUCUUCUAGAUAAGGCACCGGCUGAUGUAGUCUCAAAGGCUGAGGUAGUUUUUCUUCGUGUUCUUGAAUAUGAAGUUGAAUUUUGGAACAUGAGCCAUGCAGAAACUUCAGGACUCACACUCUGAUCAGAAAUCUAAUAUGUACACAGUUAUGCCUAUUGUUCUUGUGCAUUAAGUCCCAUUAGUACACUUUAUGGUUUGUGUCUGUGCAUUUCUGCUACUUUUUUCGUUAUUGGGUGGGGGGUUGAAGCCUGUAUUAUUUGUGUUUACAUGAAAUAAAUAAAAUUGCAUGUUUUCUCCAAGUUGUAAGCAAUACUUAUAAGUUCAACAUUGAAGCAGUGUUCAUUUUAAGAUUA
Messenger RNA from Camellia sinensis, 1114 nucleotides. RefSeq names its product heme oxygenase-like, multi-helical. Lineage: Eukaryota; Viridiplantae; Streptophyta; Magnoliopsida; Ericales; Theaceae. The record is from RefSeq and is a predicted model, not a curated record. Gene Ontology annotation, cellular component: cytosol.